Messenger RNA from Anthostomella pinea, 903 nucleotides. NCBI's taxonomy places the organism in Eukaryota, Fungi, Ascomycota, Sordariomycetes, Xylariales, Xylariaceae. The record is from the annotation of a GenBank genome assembly.
AUGUCUUCCGGCAAGGCCAACAACGACCAGCUCAAGAGCUCAGACCUCUUCGACGUCUCUCAUGUAACAGCCAUUGUCACAGGAGGAGCCACGGGCAUUGGCCUCAUGAUAACUCAGGCCCUUCAAUCCAACGGAGCCAAGGUUUACAUCGUAGGCCGGAGAAAGGAGAAGCUCGACGAGGUCGUCAAGCGCUACAGUACCGGUCCAGGACAGAUUAUCGCACUGGAAGGCGAUGUCAGUGACAAGAAUGAGGUUCAACGCCUUGCCAAGGAUAUGUCCUCCAAAGAGCCCAAGGGCAUCCAGCUCCUGGUCAACAACGCCGGCAUCGCUCGUGACGACGCAACUUCGUAUUCAAAAGCCGGCCAGCCCGACCUCUCAGACCCCGUCGCCAUCUCGGAACACUUCAUGAAGACUCCCCCGGAGAGCUGGGCCGACACUUUCAAGACCAACGUUACGGCAGGUUACUAUAUGUCCAUGGCAUUCCUGCCCCAACUCGCCAAGGGCCGCGAAGCUACGCCUGGCUACACGAGCAGUGUUGUCAAUGUGUCGAGCAUCUCGGGCGCCAUGAAGGGCAACAGCGCUGGUCAAUUUGCCUACGCGUCCUCGAAGGCGGCAUUUACGCACCUGACACGAAUGCUGGCGACGACCUUUACGCAAACCAAAGUCCGUGUCAACUGCAUCGCACCGGGGAUGUUCCCCAGUGAGAUGACGACAGGUAGCUCGAACGAAGAGAACAAGUCCGAGAUGGAUAUGAGCUCGACCAACCCGGCUGGUCGAAAGGGCCAUGACGCGGAUAUGGCGGCCACGAUCCUCUUCCUUGCUGGAAGGGGAGGUGUCUUCUACAACGAGCAGAUCAUGUACCCAGACGGCGGCAACACGAUUACGCAACCGGCGGUCAAAUAA